AUGAAGAUGCGACAGCCAGUUGGAUUGGUCUAUUUUCUAGUCGUAUAUUUCAGUUCAUGCUCGGCGUUUUAUCUUCCGGGUUUGGCUCCCGUGAGUUUUUGUGACAAAGAGACAGAAGAAUGCCAGACGCAGAUUGAGGUGUUUGUUAAUCGCUUGGAUUCAGUGGAGUCUGUUCUGCCUUACGAAUAUGAUAUGUUUGACUUCUGCAAAGAUGAUCAGGAGAAGAGGCCAUCGGAGAACCUGGGACAGGUGCUAUUUGGUGAGCGAAUUGAGUCUUCCCCUUACAAGAUCAAGUUUAAAGAAAAUGCAUGCCAGAAAGUUUGCACCAAGACGUACAAGGCAGGGAACAAAGAUGAUGCAUCAAAAUUGGAUUUUCUCAAGAUGGGAAUGCAGCUGAAUUACCAGCAUCACUGGAUUAUCGACAACAUGCCAGUGACAUGGUGCUAUGACGUUGAAGACGGUCAAAAGUAUUGCAACCCUGGCUUCCCUAUUGGCUGCUUUGUCACAUCAGAUGGUCGAGCAAAAGAUGCCUGUGUAAUUAAUUCUGAGUUCAACAAGAAAAACACAUUUUAUGUCUUCAACCAUGUGGACAUAAAGAUUACUUACCACAGCGGAGAAAAUGAAGGUUGGCGAGGCUCUCGCUUGGUUGCUGCCACUCUUGAACCAAGGAGCAUCAAACAAGCAGAUGAAAACAAACCAAACUGUGAAUCAGGAAACCCAAUGGAAGUGCCAGGGGAGGUUAAAGAGGAUAUAACCAUCGUUUACACCUAUUCUGUAACAUUUGAGGAAAAUAAUACCAUCAAAUGGGCCUCUAGGUGGGACUACAUCCUGGUCUCGAUGCCUCAUACCAACAUCCAGUGGUUUAGCAUCAUGAAUUCCCUGGUAAUUGUGCUUUUCCUGUCUGGCAUGGUUGCCAUGAUCAUGCUGAGAACCCUUCAUAAGGACAUCGCCAGAUACAAUCAGGUGGAUCAGGGAGACUUGAUAAAGCUUACACCGGCCAAGGAAAAAUCUUCUCUACCCUAUGAAGACGCACAGGAGGAGUCAGGAUGGAAGCAAGUGCAUGGGGAUGUUUUCCGUCCUCCCAGGAAGGGGAUGCUGCUGUCUGUGUUCCUUGGACAGGGCACCCAGAUCUUCAUCAUGACCUUCAUCACACUCUUCCUGGCCUGUCUUGGAUUCCUGUCUCCUGCCAACAGAGGGGCUCUGAUGACGUGCGCUGUGGUUCUCUGGGUCCUGCUGGGAACACCUGCUGGCUACGUGUCUGCACGUCUUUACAAAACUUUUGGAGGUGAAAAGUGGAAGACCAACGUGUUGCUGACAGCUCUCCUGUGCCCAGGGAUUGUAUUUGCAGACUUUUUCAUGAUGAACCUCAUCCUUUGGGUGGAGGGAUCCUCAGCUGCAAUCCCCUUUGGUACUUUGGUGGCCAUUUUGGCCAUGUGGUUUGGAAUCUCUGUUCCUCUCACCUUCAUUGGUGCCUACUUUGGAUUCAAGAAACCUGCAAUUGAGCAACCAGUGCGGACAAAUCAAAUCCCCCGUCAAAUUCCUGAGCAGUCCUUCUUCACUAAGCCCAUCCCUGGGAUCGUCAUGGGUGGCAUCCUUCCUUUUGGUUGCAUCUUCAUCCAGCUGUUCUUCAUCCUCAACAGCAUUUGGUCUCAUCAGAUGUACUACAUGUUUGGGUUCCUGUUCCUGGUUUUCAUUAUUCUCCUGAUCACCUGCUCUGAGGCCACAAUUCUGCUGUGCUACUUCCACCUGUGUGCUGAGGACUACCAUUGGUGGUGGCGUUCAUUCCUGACCAGCGGCUUCACAGCAGUCUAUCUCUUUAUCUAUGCUGUGCACUACUUCUUCUCAAAGCUGCAAAUAAUUGGCGCGGCAAGCACUAUACUGUACUUUGGAUACACUAUGAUUAUGGUUCUCAUCUUCUUCCUCUUUACAGGUACAAUUGGCUUCUUCGCUUGCUUCUGGUUUGUAAAUAAGAUCUACAGUGUGGUGAAAGUGGACUAGAGGGCUGAAGCAUGGACUAACAUCUUGCUGCCACAGCGCUGGGCUCCUCAGUGCUCCCUUUGUCAUGAAGUGGUCUAAACGGACCGGAACUGAAACAGAGCCCGUCCUUUUUUGUGCUUUAAACCUCUGUUGCUUUCUUUUCAUUUUAAAUAUAAAUAUAUAUGUAUAUCAUAUUGUUUCACUGUUGACCCUUUAUCUUCUGAAUGGCGCCUUGAUAAUCAGUGAGGGUUCCAGUGAUUAAGUUGGCACCACGAACCAUUUGUUUUAAUUUCUAAACAAAGUGAAAUAUUUAGUGUUUUGGUUUUUCUAUUCUUUCAUGGCUAAAUGCUCCUUUUUUCUGUUCUGGAAUGAUUUGGAAAACAAAAUGUACAUAUGCUGUAUAAAGAGGGAGAGUGAGAAUGCUUCUUAAAAACUGUCACCAUUAUGAGAGCCUCUUGUGGGGUUUUUCAUUUUCCGCAUAUUUUGAUUUGUAGGUGUGAAUUGGGCUUAAAUUCUUUAAAUAUCAGGCAGUAAAGUAGUUUAAACAUAUAAAACACUGACACUGGUAUGAUGAUGUCCAUUUUCUUCAAAUUAAGAUUCUGUAGAGUAGAAGGAUGAUGCAGGUACUGAAGGCAUGCCAGCGUUGGAGUGACUACAGUGUGUUACAUAUUAAGAAUAUUUCAGUGUGUUUGCUCACAGAAAAAAAAUCCAAUUUUAAUUUUAAUGCAGGCCAUGAAGUUACUUACUAUGUAGUCCAUUGAGAUGCAUCCCUUAAUGAUCUAAAGUGGUUUGUUAAGCUAUUAAUUGCAUAAGCACCACUGCUGUGUGCUUCUGGCGGUGGGAAGUCUUCAUCAGAGGUGGAAACUUUACAAAUAAAUGUAAUUAAUCUAAA
Xiphophorus couchianus (Monterrey platyfish) is the source of this 2869-nucleotide messenger RNA. RefSeq names its product transmembrane 9 superfamily protein member 5 (gene tm9sf5). The coding region runs from base 1 to 1998 and encodes 665 amino acids. Gene Ontology annotation, cellular component: membrane. The transcript is spliced from 18 exons. The record is from RefSeq and is a predicted model, not a curated record. Gene Ontology annotation, biological process: protein localization to membrane. NCBI's taxonomy places the organism in Eukaryota, Metazoa, Chordata, Actinopteri, Cyprinodontiformes, Poeciliidae.